Molecule: messenger RNA, 1349 nt
Organism: Daldinia decipiens
Lineage: Eukaryota; Fungi; Ascomycota; Sordariomycetes; Xylariales; Hypoxylaceae
Product: manganese and iron superoxide dismutase
Exons: 3
Coding region: 158-1039 (293 amino acids)
Biological process (GO): superoxide metabolic process
Molecular function (GO): superoxide dismutase activity; metal ion binding
Source: RefSeq, a predicted model, not a curated record
GGCGAAUUCAAUAUUCCCCUGCCGAAUUUAUUUUGACCAAUCAACAUCCAGCGCACUUUGCUGCUCGCGCAUUCUACGCCAAAAAAAAAGUGACGGGAGCUAUGAAAUAGUCUCUUAUACCCAUUUCGAUAUCGAGGUAUCCCAUUCCACAACCAUUAUGCUACGACCUAGAUUACGGAUACCAAGGGUGAGUCGGUUAUGGCGUCCAGUACCAUCGUUCCGUUCAAUACACCACGUUCCUAGCCUAGACAUCAACCCAGAGGAGGGAGUCCCCGGGUUACUAUCUCCAGGAGGCUUCGACUUCGCAUGGACCCAAUACCAGCAGCUUGUUGUAGAGAGACUCAAUAUUUUAAUAGCUGGUAGCGAUUAUGAACAAGCUGAGGUCCUAACCAUCCUUAAGUCAGCCGCGCGAGAGCCUUCACAAGCGCCUAUCUUUAACUAUGCAUCCAUGGCACAUAACAACCAUUUCUUCUUCAAGAAUCUCAGCAUCAAUCCGGGCUCAGUGGAUCUUCCCGAUGAAGAAAAGAUCCCCCACCUACUAAAGCACGAGCUGUCAAGGCAAUUCAGUUCGAUCGAAACACUCCGUCUCGAAUUUCUCGUCACGGCAAUGGCCAUGUUCGGGCCCGGAUUCGUGUGGCUAGUCAAGAACGCGCAGUCAACCGAAUUGCGCAUUCUGACAACUUACUUAGCGGGGAGCCCGUACACGGCAGCUCACUGGCGACGCCAGGGUCUCGACAUGAAUACACAGAGCAUUAGUGCAAAUAGUCCGACCAAGAGCUUUCUAGAGCGCAGCCAGGCAGCAGUCGGCGGAGACAAUGGCGGCAGAUUCGUACCCCAGAGCCUGGCCGCGCCUGGUGGCACCGACGUCAUCCCCCUUCUAUGUUUAAAUACGUGGGAACAUGCGUGGCUACGAGACUACGGUAUCGGCGCCGGUGGCGUAGGAGGAAAGAGGCAGUUCGUUGAGAACUGGUGGAAGGUCAUCAACUGGACCAACGUUGAGAGCGCAGCGAACAUCAAAAGACCCGAACUCAAGACAUGAUGAGGAAAUAAUUCGGUAUGAACAAGGUGGAGACUUUCGCUCCCAGGCAGUUCGACUUGUAUGAUACUCAAAACGCCUUUCAAAAGUAAGGGAGGGCCAUGUGCUAUACACUCAAAAUGUACAUGAUAUUACCAAAAGGUAGUACGUCUUCAAAAGGUGGUAGACGAAGUGGACUGAGGUAUGAAUAAAUAUCCGAUACUACCAAGCGCUCCGGAAAUAUUCUUUUAUUAUCCAAGAUUCGGAAUUGGGCGCUUGGAUAAUAUCCUCCUGGCAGAUUAUUCAACAACCACCAAGUCUAUAAGAGCAAACG